This is a messenger RNA of Ambispora leptoticha, 1395 nucleotides long. The record is from the annotation of a GenBank genome assembly. NCBI's taxonomy places the organism in Eukaryota, Fungi, Glomeromycota, Glomeromycetes, Archaeosporales, Ambisporaceae.
AUGAAAUUGCCGAUUCCACGGCUCGCUCAGAAUGCUGCUGCCGUUGCUGCCGCUGCCGCUGCUUCGUCUUCGGCUCAUGUUUCGGGUGGUGUUUUAAACUCGAAAUCCCACGAGAUGUUGAUAACCACUUCUUGGCCACCCGCCAAUAAUAGCAACACGAACAACGUUUCGAUGGCUAAUUCCUUGCCGGUUAUUCCUUGUCCAGAGACAAUCGGACAAAAUCCCAUCGGCAAACCAGUCCCCAAUAAACGUGGGCGUAAACCUUUAACGACCAUGCCAUCAACGAAAAAGCACAUUCAAAAUCUGACCAAUCAACGCGCAUUUCGUCAACGUCGUGAGAAUUACAUCCGAAACUUAGAAACGAAAGCAACCACGCUAGAGUAUCUUUAUUCACAGGCACAGGAAGAGAUCAAAAACCUAAAGGAACAAUUAGGGUCAAUGCGAAAACAACUAUUCGAGGGUGAUAGUAGAAAUGUUUGCGGUGGUGGUGCACUCUCCAAUUCCAAUUCUCCAAGCCUCAAUGAUUCGUCUUCGUCCAUGAUGGAUCAUUGUCCACACAAUAAUCCAACAGACACUUGCUGUGGAGUGGGAGGAUUCGGCGGAGGAUUGGGAGGAGUUGUUUCCACAUCUUCGUCAUCGUCUUCGUCAAGACAACAACCACCGAUGAUUUAUUCCGGUCAGCAAGUUGUUGUUGGCAAUAAUGGUGGUAACAAUCGUACUCAACACAUGUUUGCAGUGGUAUCUUCACGUGAAGGGUCUCCGAAAGAUGGUAUGAAUUGCGAUCUCUUAAUGAGUGAUGCCGCUAUGAGCCCUAUCAGUUCUAUUGGGUCUGAUGGUAGUAGUGGUAUUCAUAGUCCCCCAUUGAUGCCAAAUACCAAUAACCAUCAAUCAACUAAUAUUUAUCAGGAUGCAGCAUUUCAACAAUAUUCAGUACCGCAGUCUUCUUUUCUUUGUGAGGAUAAAAACGGAGAACUUUGCUACUGCGAACCCGACCCUGUAUCUGAUGCGCAUCUCGAGGAACAUACAAACAGAACUUUCCAAGGCAGAUCAAUUAUCAAUUCGGAAGCGGGUAAGACAAUGUGGAUUGUAUCUAAUGCACGAGAAAGCACGAAUAUAACAAACGAUGGAAAUCUAUGCGAUCCAAUUACUCCAACCUCGUAUUAUCAUCCAAUCUCGAAUGGCUGUUCCCCGUCGUCAAGCUCACCAAUCUAUAAUCAUCCGUUGCCAUCGCCUGAUGAGCCUGAGCCUCACUGGCAGCAGCUACAACAACAAUACUAUUCCCAAGCAACACAUCAUAAUCAAUCUCCACCACAUCAUUCUCAACAAACGAAUAAUCCGAAAUGGAUGCAACAUCAUGACCUACGUAGAGAAGAACAAAGUUGUGGUGGACGUUAA